Messenger RNA from Hydra vulgaris (swiftwater hydra), 1503 nucleotides. The record is from RefSeq and is a predicted model, not a curated record. Lineage: Eukaryota; Metazoa; Cnidaria; Hydrozoa; Anthoathecata; Hydridae.
AUGGCAGAAGUAGAGGAUGAAGAAAUCCGCCAAGCAGCUUUAGAAGGUAGACCAACCUCUGUUGUAAGAAUGUCUUUGCUUGAAGGUCAUGAUAGACGUCGAUACAAUCUUCCUUCCCAUGAGGAAGUUGCGUUUGUGUUUGUGGGAGAUGAUGGUGCUCCACCUGCAUCCAGGGAAAUUGUUAUAUACCCUCGAGGUCAGCCUUUAAGAACAAUUUCGUCUAUGUCUGCAAAUUUGGAUCCUUUGGUAUAUCCAAUAUUCUUCCCGAGAGGUGAUGCUGGAUGGCACAAUCAACUAGAGCACAACCCUGACCGUGCAACCCGUGUUAGAAACCAUGUUACUUUGUCUCAGUAUUAUAAUUAUAGGCUUGCUGUUAGACAAACUUUUAGUCCUAUAUUCUAUGGUAAGAAACUUUUUCAGCAAUAUGUUGUUGAUGCAUAUGUCAAAGUUGAGGGACAGCGCCUUGCUUUUAUUAGAAAUAACCAAAACAAACUUAGAAGUGAGCAAUAUGAUGCAUUGCAUGAACAUGUAAUUAAUCGUGCUAAUGAUCUUAAUGUAAGACCAGGCCGUGUUGUUAUAUUGCCUUCUUCAUAUGUUGAGGAUAUUUUUAAGCAUGGAGUCUUAGGCAAAGUUGUAAGUCAUGUGCAGGUUAUUGAGUUUCAAAAGCGUGGUUUGCCACAUGUACAUAUUUUAUUGCACUUUGUAAAUGCUGAUAAGCUAGAAACAGCAGAAGAUAUUGAUAGUUUGAUAUCAGCAGAAAUCCCAGACCCAGCUGUUGAUCCUGAACUUUUUGAAAUUAUAAAAUCAUGCAUGAUACAUGGACCAUGUGGAAUUUUAAAUCCCAAUUCUCCCUGCAUGAAAGAUGGUAAAUGCACAAAAAAAUUUCCUAAGGAAUUUAAUCCCCACACUGUUGCAAUUUUUAAUGGUUAUCCACGCUAUAGGCGCGUCGAUAAUGGAAGAAUUGUAAAUAUAAAAGGUAAUCAAGUUGACAACCGUUGGGUUGUACCUUAUAACCCAUGGCUUUCUAAAAAAUAUCAAGCACACAUAAAUGUUGAAGCCUGCAUGACCAUAAAGUCAGUUAAGUAUUUAUAUAAGUACAUUUACAAAGGGCAUGACUGUGCCAAUGUGGUGAUAAAUGAGCAAGUUAACCAUGAUGAAAUAAACACGUUUUUAAAUUGUCGCUAUGUUUCAGCUCCAGAAGCAUUGUGGCGAAUAUUUGAGUAUUCUUUAAGUGAUAUGUCACAUAACAUCAUUCGACUUCAGGUUCAUCUGCCAGAUAAUCAGAUGAUAUAUUUUGUAGAAGGCGAAGAACAGGCAGCUUUAGACCGUGCAGCACAGCGUGACACUCACCUAACUGCAUGGUUUAAAUUAAAUGUUGAAAAUGAACAAGCCCGACACUAUCCAUAUGUUGAAAUUCCUUACCACUUUGUUUUUGAUAGCAAACAUUGUAAAUGGAAAGUUAGGCAAAGAGGUAGCAAUAAGAAUGUUACUUUUGCAUGUUAG